Urocitellus parryii (Arctic ground squirrel) is the source of this 2923-nucleotide messenger RNA. RefSeq names its product lysyl oxidase (gene Lox). Gene Ontology annotation, biological process: peptidyl-lysine oxidation; collagen fibril organization. The record is from RefSeq and is a predicted model, not a curated record. Gene Ontology annotation, molecular function: copper ion binding; protein-lysine 6-oxidase activity. Lineage: Eukaryota; Metazoa; Chordata; Mammalia; Rodentia; Sciuridae.
CAGAACGGCUUGUGUAACUUUGCAAACGUGCCAGAAAGUUUAAAAUCUCUCCUCCUUCCUUCACUCCAGACACUGCCCGCUCGCCGGGACCGCCGCGCCGCUCCCCGUCGCUUUCCAGAAGGACUGGGAAAGGGGAAAGACGGGUGCCACGUCCGAGGAGCUGCUCUGCCUGUCUAAAGGGUCUGCAGCCCACCGUUGGCACGGCUUUGUGGGUACUGAGAUAACGGGCACUCUGUUCCCCUCCCUGUUUAAAGAUUUCUGCCUCUUUCGCGUGAUUUGAGUCCCGUUUUAACUUUUUCUGAGAGCCAAGAUCUCCUGUAGAGGAGACAAUCCGGUGAAGAUGCGCUUCGCCUGGACCAUGCUCCUCCUGGGGCCGCUGCAGCUCUGCCCGCUCCUGCGCUGCGCCCCGCAGGCCCCUGGUCAGCAGCAACCGCCGCGCGAGCCACCGGCGGCUCCGGGAGCCUGGCGCCAGAGGAUCCAAUGGGAGAACAACGGGCAGGUGUUCAGCUUGCUGAGUCUGGGCUCACAGUACCAGCCGCAGCGCCGCCGGGGCCCCAGCGCCGCCGCCGCUGGAACAGACGGUGCCGCCGCACCGCAGCCGCGCACGCCGAUCCUGCUGCUCCGGGACAAUCGCACCGCCGCAGCACGGGCGCGAACCGCCAGCUCGUCAGGGGUCGCCACAGGUCGCCCCAGGCCCGACGCCCGCCACUGGUUUCAAGCCGGCUACUCAUCUUCUGGGACCCGCGACGCUGGCGCCUCGCGCGCAGGUAACCGGACGGAGCCAGAACAGCUCCCGGAGCUCAGUAACCUGCGGCCGCCCAGCCAUGUGGACCGCAUGGUGGGGGACGACCCGUACAACCCCUACAAGUACUCUGACGACAACCCUUACUACAACUACUACGAUACGUAUGAGAGGCCCCGGCCUGGGAGCAGGUAUCGACCCGGAUACGGCACCGGCUAUUUUCAGUAUGGUCUCCCGGACCUGGUGCCCGACCCUUACUACAUCCAAGCAUCCACAUACGUGCAGAAGAUGGCUAUGUACAACCUGAGAUGCGCUGCGGAAGAAAACUGUCUGGCCAGUUCAGCCUACAGAGCAGAUGUAAGAGAUUAUGAUCACAGGGUGCUGCUAAGAUUUCCCCAAAGAGUAAAAAACCAAGGAACAUCUGAUUUCUUACCAAGUCGUCCAAGAUAUUCCUGGGAAUGGCACAGUUGUCACCAACAUUACCACAGCAUGGACGAAUUCAGCCACUAUGAUCUGCUUGAUGCCAACACACAGAGGAGAGUGGCUGAAGGUCACAAAGCAAGUUUCUGUCUUGAGGACACAUCCUGUGACUAUGGCUACCACAGACGCUUUGCAUGUACAGCACACACACAGGGGUUGAGUCCUGGAUGUUAUGAUACCUAUGCUGCAGACAUUGACUGCCAGUGGAUUGACAUUACAGAUGUACAACCUGGAAACUACAUUCUAAAGGUCAGUGUCAACCCCAGCUACCUGGUGCCUGAAUCAGACUAUACCAACAAUGUUGUGCGCUGUGACAUUCGCUACACAGGACAUCAUGCUUAUGCCUCAGGCUGUACAAUUUCACCGUAUUAGAAAGCAAGCUCAACUCCCAAUGGAUAAAUCAGUGCCUGGUGUUCUGAAGUGGGAAAAAAUAGAUUAGCUUCAGUAGGGUCUACAUAUUUUGAAAAAAAAGAGAACAGAAAACAAAAAAGGAAUUUUUGUUUGGACUAUUUUACAACAAAGCAAAUAACUGGAUUUUGAACAUUUAAGUCGGAAUUAUUUAGAAAGUUUUAAAAUACUUCUUCACAAUACUUGUGAAUUAACACAAUGUUUCAAUUCCAUAGUUGCACAAUUGGCUCUUUCAAAGAAAUACAAAUGUCUUAUGUUCCUUUUGAAAUUCUGAUACAAAAGGGAAAAUAAUAUUUUGAAGAAUGAGCCAAAAUUGCUUUGAACUGAUUAUCCUCUAAAGUGCUGGAACUUGAGUGAAACAUAAUGGUAAUAUGCUUGUAGGUGUUUUAGUGUAGAUUAAUUUAGAAAUGAUGAUCCUACUGUUUAAACAGAUAUGGACACAUUUGGUGCUGAGGAAGGAACAAACACAUUACUGUUGGUGUCAAGAAAUAUUAUAUAGCAGAGGAAUGGCAAUAUAUGUAUCCAGAUAGUUACAUCCCUAUAUAAAAAUUAUGUUUACAGUUUUUAAAUUAGUAGGUAACUUUCUUUCUGUCAAGGGCACAAUUUCAUUCUGAUUUGAGUCAACUUUUGUUUUGGAAUGAAUUAGGUAAUUGAGCUGCCCGAUUCCGAUUCCUGUCUGUUAUUUGUUGAUGCUCCCUCCACUCUUAGUUUUUCUAUAGGCAGAGACAUUUUAAGUGGCAUUCUUAAAAUUAUCAUUCUGAGGACUGAUCUACAUAGCACAUCUGUGUAACUCGGAAGUCAUUCUGAUGAUAGCUAGGAUACAUCCAGACAUGAUAUACAUUUAAGCAUAUUGAAGUGUAAGCCAAAUUACAAUUUCCUUGCUGAUAUGAAAAUCAUACAAAAAGUCUCAAAAGCCACACUGUCUCUCAAAUAUUAAAAAAAAGAAUGAUGAAAAACAUGUUAGGAUUUUCAGCUUUUCUGCAUAUCUUAAAUUUUUAGCUAUUAAAAAGAGUAAUGCUAAAUAUCUUUAAAUUAUCCAGAACAGAUGAUAUAGUAUGUGUGCACUAUGGGAAAAUCAUGCUAGGUUAUUCAGAAUUGGUCAUACAUGUUUUUGUGUGUCUUAAAUAUAGUUCAGAUUAACAAGGCACAUAGCAUUACAUAUUUGAGGUAUGGAUAAGGGAAAAGAAAGUACUUUCUGCAAAACCAAGGAAUGCUCCAUAAUGAGACAGCUGUGAUUUUUAUUUUAAACUGUGAAACUGUGUGCAACAACAGAAUUUGGAAAAUCUGUCUUUU